Acanthochromis polyacanthus (spiny chromis) is the source of this 951-nucleotide messenger RNA. Its product is annotated as olfactory receptor 52B2-like. The record is from RefSeq and is a predicted model, not a curated record. Gene Ontology annotation, cellular component: membrane. The transcript has a single exon. Gene Ontology annotation, molecular function: G protein-coupled receptor activity; olfactory receptor activity. NCBI's taxonomy places the organism in Eukaryota, Metazoa, Chordata, Actinopteri, Pomacentridae. Gene Ontology annotation, biological process: G protein-coupled receptor signaling pathway. Bases 1 to 939 code for a protein of 312 amino acids.
AUGGAUGGAAAUUCAUCUUCAAGGAACUUACUAACACUGGAAACACUGAACUUAUCGACUACACAUACUUAUCCAGCGUUUAUAUUUGGAACAAUUACUUACUUAUUUAUCGUAUUUUGCAAUCUGUUGAUUUUAAUAACUAUUGCUGUAAGAAAAAGACUGCAUAAGCCCAUGUUUAUCCUGCUGUUCAACUUGCCCAUUAGUGACAUGAUUGGUGCCACAGCUUUUUUUCCUCAGGUUCUUCUCAGCAUUGUGACACAGAACAGAGUGAUUUCCUUUCCUGCAUGUUUUACUCAGGCUUUUCUCAUUCAUCUUUAUGGCACAGGGAAUUUGUUGAUCUUGAGCGCUAUGGCAUAUGACAGAUACGUUGCUAUAUGUUGUCCACUGAGGUAUAACGCCAUCAUGACUCCACACACUUUAAUAAGAAUCGUGAUUUUAGUAUGGGUUUUGAGUUUCUCCUUCAUAAUUAUAGUGAUAAUACUGACUGCACGUUUGAAAGCUUGCAGAACAAGUAUAGUGGAUUUAUACUGUAACAAUCCGUCAUUACUGAAACUCAUCUGUGAGGACAUCACUGUAAACAACUACUAUGGAUUUGCAGUUACUUUUGUGAUUCAUGCAGGCUCUCUGUCAAUACUGAUGUAUACUUAUGGACAAAUCUUGCGUACCUGCAUCAUGACUAAUCAGCGUGAUGCCAGGCAAAAAGCCAUGCAGACUUGUGGUACACAUUUAGUUGUGUUCCUCAUUUUACAAAUCUCCACUGACUUCACACUUAUUGCUCAUCGCUUGGACAGUGUGUCUCCUCUCCUGAGAAGGGCUUGUGGGGUGUCCAUUCUAAUUUUCCCCCCAGUUUUGGACCCAAUCAUAUAUGGACUGAAAGUCAAAGAACUGAAGCAGAGCAUGUUAAUGUUCAUUAAAAGAAACGUGAAUGCAAUGAAGUAGCUGCAUCUUCAU